AUGGCAGACAACGUUCGCGAUGAGCUCGCUGGCACCCUGAAGAGCAUUCUCGAUACCGGAAAGUACUCUGAUCUCAUAAUCACCUGCAAAGGAAACACGUACAACGUGCAUAAGUCGAUAGUCUGCGCUCGGUCAGGCUUCUUCGAGCGCGCAGAGAACUUCCCUGGAAAGGAGUCCAGCGAGGGCAAGAUUGAUCUUCCAGAAGAUGAACCGGCGGUCGUCAAUCUCCUCAUUCAGUACCUGUACGGUGGAGAGUAUGAUCCCAAGCUACCCGAUGGCGGAUGCUCGGCUGAGGUCACCGAGAUCCAAUACACCGGCGACCGCGAUUCCUACUAUCAUUACAAGUUCCCGCAUACCUGUGGAUCAAAUGGCUGUGCGGCGCGUAAUUCUCCUGAUGGCAAUGCCGAGCAACUCCUCCUCCACGCGAAGAUGUACGAAAUCGGCGACAAGUAUGAUGUCAUUGGUCUCAAGCAGCUCGCCCGCGAGAAGUUUCUGCGAGCCUCUGCCAAGUACUGGGACAGUAAGCACUUCGCUCCCGCCGCCCACUACGCCUUCAGUACCACUCCGGAAGACGACAAAGGCUUGAGGAAUGCCAUCAGCAACAUAGUUUCGCAGCACAUGGGUUUACUCAACAAGCCUGCUGUGGAGGCUUUACUCACUGAGUUCAACGGUCUAGCUGUUGGAACUCACGCCAUGGCCGCCACGUUUAGUGGACAGCUGCUGACCUCAGUAGAUAAUCUCCUCAAUUCCGGCGAAUACUCCGAUCUCACAAUCAUCUGCGGCGAUGAGACGCACAAGGUCCACAAGGCCAUUGUAUGUUCGCGCUGCGACUUCUUCGAACGCGCCGAGCGAUUUCCAGUUGGCAGGGAAGCAGCAGAGGGCACGAUCAACCUACCUGAAGACGAGCCCAAGAUCAUCGCGCUUCUGCUUGAGUUCCUUUACACGGGCGAAUACACCCCGAAGCUCAUCGGCCAAAUAGUGCCCAGUUUCCCGCACUCAUGUUUCAACACCUGCAAGAAGGUUCUUUGCCUUCACCACGCCUGUAGUUGGCACUGCCAGUGCAGGUGCCGCAACUUCACCUGCGCAUCUUGUCCACCCGAGACGCGACAGCCGGUACCCGGUACACUCCAGGGAGGCGAAGACCAACUCCUCUUGCACGCGAAACUAUAUUCUCUUGCCGACAAGUACAAUGUCCAAGGGCUCCAGGACCUAGCCAAGUUGAAAUUUGACUGCGCAUCUAAAGUGUUCUGGAUGUCAUCGGUUUUCGGAAGCGUGGCCGAACACGUCUUCACUUCAACCCCAGAUAAGGACGUUGGCCUGCGAUCGAUCGUGAAGAAGACGCUCGUCGAGAACAGAUUGCCGUUGAUGAAACAGCCGACUAUUCAGACAUUCUUGAUGAAGCGGCCGGAGAUGAUGCUUGAGUUGCUAAAGCAGUAG
Messenger RNA from Parastagonospora nodorum SN15, 1437 nucleotides. RefSeq lists its product as hypothetical. The record is from RefSeq and is a predicted model, not a curated record. Gene Ontology annotation, molecular function: protein binding. NCBI's taxonomy places the organism in Eukaryota, Fungi, Ascomycota, Dothideomycetes, Pleosporales, Phaeosphaeriaceae. Bases 1 to 1437 code for a protein of 478 amino acids. The transcript has 7 exons.